This is a messenger RNA of Salvelinus fontinalis (brook trout), 5717 nucleotides long. Its product is annotated as E3 ubiquitin-protein ligase TRIM35-like. NCBI's taxonomy places the organism in Eukaryota, Metazoa, Chordata, Actinopteri, Salmoniformes, Salmonidae. The record is from RefSeq and is a predicted model, not a curated record. Gene Ontology annotation, molecular function: protein binding; zinc ion binding. The coding region runs from base 2879 to 4651 and encodes 590 amino acids. The transcript has a single exon.
GGAAGUAGAGAAUUCGUUCUGCACGCAUAGAAGCAGCUAAAAACAACGCUACAGUGCAGGUCUUUCAGUGUAGUUAUUUCUUGUCACGCUUCAGCCUUGGAAAAUAUUUGUUUGUAAGUUCGAUUCAAGCGUUUAGCUAGUGAUGAUAAUCUUGUUAUUGAUAGAGUUGUUUACAUAUCAAUGUUGGUUGGUUGCAUUUACUCACACAAAUUGCAAUGCCUUUCAUGUAUGCCGUUAGCUGUAUUACUUUGCUCGUGCGUCAUGCAAACGAAUAUACAAUAUUGUAGUUUUGUUACCGAUUCUAGUGUAAUAUGCUUUGUUAUUCUACAUAGAUGGUUGUACAUUAUUAGAGUAAUGAAAGGAGUUAGUCAAUUACCAUAUGAGUAACAAAUAGCUAUAUGGUUUGGCAUCAUGCCAGAUGCAUGGUACCUUAGCACGUGCUUUGUAUUCAUGCAACUUCAAAUGUAUAAUGUACAGCUACAGUAUGUCGGUCUGAAUUAAAUACUAAAGUAUAUUCUUUUCUGUAUUUUGCAGUUUUACAACAUAAACGUUUUCAAUAUAUUCAUUCAAGAAAAGUCACGCCUUGGGAGUUUUAUUGAAGACUUAGUUGUUAGCUAUCUGUCUAGUUUUGCAUGGGAACGCAACUCAAGGGCAGAAUACGGGACUUUGACUGUUAGAAAUCACCUCCCCAGUCAGCCUAUUGUGUGUAUUGACAUUCAUAUUGCACUAUAUAGCCUUACCUAUGGAUUGUGGAUCAAUGAAAUGGGGUACUCAGGGACACCCACAGAACACGACUGCUAAGAGAUUACACAAAUAUUAGCAUUGUAGCUCAUAUUGCGGGACUCUGAAACCACUGUGAAAUGAGACACAUUUUAUGUACCAAUCAAUGUGUAUUGAACAGUUGUACAGUUGAAGUCGGAAGUUUACAUACACCUGAGUCAAAUACAUUUAAACUCAGUUUCACAAUUCCUGACAUUUAAUCCUAGUAAAAAUUCCCUGUCUUAGAUCAGUUAGGAUCACCCCUUUAUUUUAAGAAUGUGAAAUGUCAGAAUAAUAGUUGAGAGAAUGAUUUACUUAAGCUUUUAUUUCUUUCAUCACAUUCCCAGUGGGUCAGAAGUUUACAUACACUCAAUUAGUAUUUUGUAGCAUUGCCUUUAAAUUUUUUAACUUGGGUCAAACAAUUAAAUUCGGGUAGCUUUCCACAAUAAGUUGGGUGAAUUUUGGCCCAUUCCUCCUGACAGAGCUGGUGCAACUGAGUCAGGUUUGUAGGCCUCCUUGCUCGCAUACGCUUUUCCAGUUCUGCCCACAAAUUUUCUAUGGGAUUGAGGUCAGGGCUGUGUGAUGGCCACUCCAAUACCUUGACUUUGUUGUCCUUAAGCCAUUUUUGCCAUAACUUUGGAAGAAUGUUUGGGGUCAUUUUCCAUUUGGAAGACCCAUUUGCGACCAAGCUUUAACUUCCUGACUGAUGUCUUGAGAUGUUGCUUCAAUAUAUUCACAUAAUUUUCCUCACUCAUGAUGCCAUCUAUUUUGUGAAGUGUUCCAGUCCCUCUUUCAGCAAAGCACCCCCACAACAUGAUGCUGCCACCCCCGUGCUUCACAGUUGGGAUGGUGUUCUUAAGCUUGCAAUAUCCCUUUUCCUCCAAACAUAACGAUAGUCAUUAUGGCCAAACAGUUCUAUUUUUGUUUCAUCAGACCAGAGGACAUUUCUCCAAAAAGUACCAUCUUUGUCCCCAUGUGCAGAUGCAAACCGUAGUCUGGCUUUUUUUAUGGCUGAGCGGCCUUUCAGGUUAUGUCGAUAUAGGACUCGUUUUACUGUAGAUAUAGAUACUUUUGUACCAGUUUCCUCCAACAUCUUCACAUGGUCAUUUGCUGUUGUUCUGGGGUUAAAUUGCACUUUUUGCACCAAAGUACCUUCAUCUCUAGGAGACAGAACGCGUCUCCUUCCUGAGCGGUAUGACGGCUGCGUGGUCUCAUAGUGUUUAUAAUUGCGGAAUAUUGUUUGUACAGAUGAACGUGGUACCUUCAGGCGUUUGGAAAUUGCUCCCAAGGAUGAACCAGACUUGUAGAAGGUCUACAAAAUCUUGGCUGAUUUCUUUUGAUUUUCCCAUGAUGUCAAGCAAAGAGGCACUGAGUUUGAAGGUAAGCCUUAAAAUACAUCCACAGGUACACCUCCAAUUGACUCAAAUUAUGUCAAUUAGCCUAUCAGAAGCUUCUAAAGCCAUAACAUCAUUUUCUGGAAUUUUCCAAGCUGUUUAAAGGCACAGUCAACUUAGUGUAUGUAAACUUCUGACCCACUGGAAUUGUGAUACAGUGACGUAUAAGUGAAAUAAUCUGUCUGUAAACAAUUGUUGGAAAAAUGACUUGUGUCAUUCACAAAGUAGAUGUCCUAAACGACUUGCCAAAACUAUAGUUUGUUAACAAGAAAUUUGUGGUGGUUGAAAAAUGAGUGUAUGUAAACUUCAGACUUCAACUAUAUGUAUAUACAGUACCAGUCUGUUAUACACAAUAUAUUUAUGUCAACAUUCAUCAAUGUGUGGCCUGCUGAUUGCAGACCUGGCAUGCCAAUGUCCCACCUCUUAUUUAUCUGUCAUUCAGAAUGGGGAAGAAAACUGUACACCACUUUUAUGUGACCUAGUUUCUCUAAGCUCCACCCCUUGACUUGAUAUCAGAAUACAGGAAGUCAAACUCGUCUCUCACAGGCGUCAGGUUUCAUUUUCAUUGUUCACUCUCUCACUCUUUCUGACACACAACACAAGACUGGGACUUACAUUUUUAGUAGUAACAGAUAGAAAAUUGGAAACGCCAAUAACGGACUGUUAGAAGGGAAGGUUAUUAAAAAGGCAAGUAAAUCAUUCUGUAGUCCUGUAUCUGCAGAACGAUGAUGGCGACACCCAUUCCUGAGCUGCUGUUGGCCAUUUUAGAAGAGCUAAUCACUGAAGACCUUAAGACAUUCCAGUGGUAUCUGACUGAGGCUGUGCUCGACGAUUUUCCUCCCUUCCCUAAGAGCAAGCUGGAGAACAUGGACAGGCUAACCACUGUGGAUAAGAUGAUCAAGACCUCGAGCUAUGAGGGAGCUGUGAAGGUGUCACUAGAGAUCCUGAGGAAGAUGAAGCACAACAAUCUCGCUGAGAAACUACAGAGAGACAGCCAAACAUCCUGUCCUGUGUGCCAUGACAUCCUCAGGGAUCCUGUUAUACUGUCAUGCCACCACAAAGUCUGCACAGUCUGUAUACAUGAAUGCUGGAACCAGAAAGAUUCUCGGCAAUGCCCUGUGUGCAAGAAGAGGAUCUUAAUGGUUACAGCAAGGUCUGAGGUGCUCUGCAGUUUGCACAGUGAGAAAUUCAAACCAUUCUGCCUGGAGGAUAAAAAACUAAUCUGUGUGGUAUGUCAGACUUCAAAAAAACACAAAAACCAUAACUGUAGCCCCAUAGAUGAAGCUGCACAGGAUCAGAAGGAAGAACUCCAGACAGUAAUGAAUUCCUUAAAGGACAAGCUUGGGGUCUUUAGUAAAAUUAGCCAAACCUGUGCUGAACACAUCUUGAGCCAGGCCCAGCACACAGAGGGUCAAAUUAAGGAGCAGUUUGAGAAGCUUCACCAGUUUCUACGAGAGGAAGAGGCAGCCAGGAUAGCUGACCUAAAGGAGGAAGAAGAGCACAAGAGUCGAGUGAUGAAAGAGAAGAUUGAAGAAAUGAGCAGAGAGAUUUCAUCACUUGCAAACACAAUCAGAUUCUUAGAGGAGGAGCUGAAAGCUGAAGACCUCUCAUUUCUGCAGAACUAUGAGUCCACAAUGGAAAGAGCCCAAUGCAAACUGCCAGAUCCACUGCUGGUCUCAGGAGUGCUGAUAGACGUGGCUAAAUACUUGGGCAACCUGCAAUUUAGAGUCUGGGAGAAGAUGCAUGAGAUUGUGAAAUACACUCCUGUGAUUCUGAACCCCAAUACUUCCCAACCACAUCUCAUCCUGUCUGAUGAUCUGACCAGUGUGAGACACCGUGAUGAAGACAGCAUCAAUGACAGUGAUGAAACACUGCAGCUUCCUGACAACCCAGAGAGGUUUGAUACCUUUAGAAUGGUCCUAGGCUCCGAAGGCUUUAAUUCAGGGACACAUAACUGGGACAUUGAGGUUGGGGACAAUACUCACUGGUCACUGGGUGUGAUUACAGAAUCUGUCCAGAGGAAGGGAGAAGUAAAGAAUGGAUACUGGCAAAUCCGAUUCACUGGUGGUAAAUAUGACACACAUUCUCCAUCAGGGUCAGACACUCUCCUUACUGUGAGACAGAAACCCCUGAGGAUCAGAGUGCAGCUGGACUGGGAUGGAGGUAAGCUGUCAUUCUCUGACCCUGAUAAUAAGACCGUUCUACACACAUUCACACACACUUUCAUUGAGAAAGUCUUUCCUUUUUGCCUUAAUGGCUGUAAACUCCACCCUGUGAGGAUUUUACCAGUGAAGGCCUGUGUGACAGUGGAAAAGCCCAAUGAGACCUUCUUACAGGACACAAGUGUCAGAGGCUUAACAGCGAAAACCCACAAUGAUUAUGAUAUGUUCGAUGAUUCAUACGAUGAUAAUCACGAGGACUCUGAUGAAUAUGAGGACGAAGCCGAUGAAUGUGCAGACUUCGAUUAUGACUAUGAAGACGAAGAUGAUUAUAAAUAAGAUGACAAAUAUGAUACUAUCUCGAUCUCCAACAGUGGAACAACAGUUAAACUAUAGUAUAAGUACAAUAUAUGCAGGGUGUGGGAAUGGAUUUGAUGUUCUUAUGAAGAAACUAAAAUUACUGUAGGUCAUUUUUUUAUGUAACUGAAUUAUUUUUGAAAAUCAACAGCAUGGAACAAUAUACAGUAUAUUCUUUUUUUAUAUGACUCCAAAUAUGUUUUAACUGUAAUAUCAAUGGCUAAGUCUAUUCACUUUAAUUGUUAAUAAAAACAUUGGUUUGGAAAAGUAAGAUCUAACACAGUGGCCAAUUUAGUUAAGAACAUACUUUACAGCCUAUGGAAGCAUUUAGCUGCCGAAACUCAAUUGGUAAUGCAAAUGUUAAAUCAAUAUGUUUGCAAUUCCUUUGUGACAAAAUUCAAAUUGAAAUGCAAAAAAAAGAUUGCAUUUUCAUGAUUGAGUAUGAUCCAUUAAUUUCCAUGAUACUAUGCAGUACAACACUGACACGUUUAAAAAUCAAACGUAAAAGCUUAUUACAUUUCUGGGGUUGCAGGUAGCCUUGUUACAUUUGGGGCGGCAGGUAGUCUAGUGGUUAGAGUGGUAGGCCAGUAACUGAAAGGUUGCUGGAUUGAAUCCCUGAGCGGACAAAGUACAAAUCUGCUGUUCUGCCCCUGAACAAGGCAGUUAAACCACUGUUCCCCGGUAAACUGUCAUUGUAAAUAAGAAUUUGUUCUUAACUGACUUGCCUAGUUAAAUGACGGUUUUCUUUUCACAAGAAAUGAUAUCUAACCAUACAAUGUAGCUAUUUUGAAUAAUUUUGUAAUUAAUCAAACCAUUGAAAUAUAUUUUUGACGAUUUCCAACGAACAAGCUAGCUAUCGAAAAGUUUCAGCGUGUGUAGUUAAGUUAGCCUGCUAACGUCUUCGUAGCUAGUCGCAUGGAAUCAGGACAUGACCAAACUUGCUGAGAUAAUGGAUGUUGAAACUUCCCAGGAGAAAAGGGGCAUGGUUGAAACUCACUCAUAUGCUUGCAGUGUAAAAAAAGGGUGAAUGCGAUUCAUACCCAAAUAC